GACGACAAUAAACACAUGUACAGCUUCAAUUUUGUCAACCUUUUCGUCUGUUUGUUUGAGAUGUGAUCAUUUCCGACCCAUCACCGAUAGAUUCAAGUGGAGAAAGAAUCAAAACUCGCCGAGCGUCAUUCAUCAAUGGGUGCCCCGAAAGGUUUGCUUGGGGAAUCCCAAGAUGAUACACUUCCCUCACGUGCAAGUAAAAAGUCCACUAUUUAUGUCUUAUGGGUCCCUUGACCGACCCAACCACCAAAUGCGACAUUCGAACAUUGGACGCGAUCGAAAUCAGUUCGGUUUGGCAGUUUGAAAACGAGAUUUACAUUAAAGUGGAUAACACUGCAUGAUGGAUAUGCAAUUGCGGACGAUGAUUAAAUUUAACGGUUAUUGGAUGGCCAUAUCUUGGGGCAUGGUUGUGGUCUGGUGGACCUCGUUAAUGCUUGAUCCAGAGCAAUCACACGGAUAUGUUAAAGCACACAACAUCCGGUAUGGUGGAAUUCCAGCUAUGAUUUUUGGAAUAAUAUGGAUUCUUACAUGUGCAACAUUAGUGUUCGGAAUUUACAAAGAGAGCCUAUUCCUGCUAUGCCCAUUUGCGUCGAUGUUUCUGAUUGAAUUCUGCAUGGUGCUCUGUCGUGACGUAUAUCUAAUGAGUAGUGAUCAUAGCAUUGAUGAAACGAUCCUUUUCAACCUUUCUGCUCCAAACGAAACAAGCAUGCCGUUGCUUUUAUUUGCGGUUCCAAAUAUGGCGUUUAGUUUACUAGCGUUGAUGCAGAUUUUUCGAUACAGGAGGAAUGAUAACCAGGAUACGACCCUUAUAGUUACUACCAAAUACUAGACAUAGCAGUUUUUUUAUGAUGUAAUGAUAUUUAUGUAUUUAUUCAUUGUUUCGAAUCAUUUUAAUGGACUAUAAAACCAAAUAUUUAAUGAUUAUGACUGUUCCUAAUUAGUCGUGAAUAAAAUUCAUUGGAUAAAACAUUAUGAAUUUAAAA
Molecule: messenger RNA, 983 nt
Organism: Aedes aegypti (yellow fever mosquito)
Lineage: Eukaryota; Metazoa; Arthropoda; Insecta; Diptera; Culicidae
Exons: 4
Coding region: 338-829 (163 amino acids)
Source: RefSeq, a predicted model, not a curated record